AUCCUCUGCUCGUCAGUUGGUCGUUUAGCGUUCAGAAGAAGACAUAUAAUUAAUGAGUGUCUUGGUCCUCUCACAAGAGCCUUUGUCGGUUGCUUUUUGUUGGGUUCUAUAGCUAGCAGCUAUGGCAUCUUCUUCAAGAGGUCGAGAAUCGGAUGAGAGACCCCAUGUUUUAGCAGUGGACGAUAGUUUAGUAGAUCGCAGACUCAUUGAGAAGCUCCUCACCAGCUCUGCAUGCAAAGUUACGACUGCAGAGAACGGGCAAAGGGCUCUCGAGGUCUUAGGCUUGGGAGAUGGACAACACGCCAACAACUGUGUGUCAGAGAUAAACUUGAUAAUUACCGAUUACUGCAUGCCAGGGAUGACAGGGUAUGAGCUAUUGAAGAAGGUCAAGGAAUCAUCCAGACUCAGAGAGAUACCAGUUGUCAUAGUAUCAUCUGAGAACGUCCCAACCCGGAUUAAGGAGUGCUUGGAAGAAGGAGCUCAAGAAUUCAUGCUAAAGCCUCUCAAUCAAUCAGAUGUAAUGAAAUUGAGAUGUUAUAUGAUGAAAUUAAGCUACCCAUCCAAAGGACAGCUCUGCAUUGGGAGAUAAAAGUUAGCAACUCUGAAAUGAUGGAUUUGAUAGAAAGAAAGGUAUUAGGUAGGCAGAGAUUUGUAUCAACAUCAAACUUGUUAUCAGUUGAACAAUCCUCUUUUGUAUGUUCAUAUUUUGUUCCAUUAAUAUCUAAAGAAAUUUUAAUUUAAGAAAAUGUU
This is a messenger RNA of Coffea eugenioides, 750 nucleotides long. RefSeq names its product two-component response regulator ARR17-like. The transcript is spliced from 5 exons. The record is from RefSeq and is a predicted model, not a curated record. Gene Ontology annotation, biological process: cytokinin-activated signaling pathway; phosphorelay signal transduction system. The coding region runs from base 122 to 589 and encodes 155 amino acids. Lineage: Eukaryota; Viridiplantae; Streptophyta; Magnoliopsida; Gentianales; Rubiaceae.